This is a messenger RNA of Alternaria viburni, 363 nucleotides long. RefSeq lists its product as uncharacterized. NCBI's taxonomy places the organism in Eukaryota, Fungi, Ascomycota, Dothideomycetes, Pleosporales, Pleosporaceae. The coding region runs from base 1 to 363 and encodes 120 amino acids. The transcript is spliced from 2 exons. The record is from RefSeq and is a predicted model, not a curated record.
AUGGCGGGCGCAGACGAACAAGACAAUGAGACAGCUUAUCAGAGGAUUCAGCCGACUGCAGUCAAGAGCAAAGAGAACCAAGGCAUUCGAAACCCUGCUGGUAGUGAGAAGCCCACUAAGACGAAGUCGCGAAUGUUGAACGCCCUCAAAAAGUUCGAAGACACAUACGAAUACUCAUCCAUUGGGUCUAAGCAGGUCCGCUUGCUUAUCGUCAAGCCAGGACAGGAAGAUGACGACAUCAACGCAAUCCUACAGGUCGUUGAUGAAGAUCAACUUGGGAACGAUGAUUAUUGCUACGAAGCUCUUUCGUAUCACUGGGGCGAAGGCGAGGACUUGCACAGCAUCAUCAUCAACGACGAAUAG